Messenger RNA from Wyeomyia smithii (pitcher-plant mosquito), 729 nucleotides. RefSeq lists its product as uncharacterized. NCBI's taxonomy places the organism in Eukaryota, Metazoa, Arthropoda, Insecta, Diptera, Culicidae. Gene Ontology annotation, molecular function: nucleic acid binding. The record is from RefSeq and is a predicted model, not a curated record. The coding region runs from base 1 to 729 and encodes 242 amino acids. The transcript has 2 exons. Gene Ontology annotation, biological process: DNA integration.
AUGCCUACCAUUGAAAUUCUGGAGAGCAUCUUCGCUCGCUUCGGAAACCCGGAGACACUGGUUAGCGACAAUGGACGCCAGUUCAUCAGCGGGCAGUUCGAGGGGUUCUGUGACACCAAAGGCAUACUGCACCUGAAGACGCCACCUUUCCACCCACAAUCUAAUGGACUUGCAGAAAGAUUCGUUGACACGUUCAAGCGAACUCUCAAGAAAAUUACGGCGGGAGGAGAGGGUCUCACCGAAGCAAUCAACACCUUCUUGUUAUGCUAUCGUUCUACGCCCUGCCGAAGCGCUCCCGAGGGAAAAUCACCUGCCGAGAUAAUGCUUGGUAGAACGAUACGCACUUCGCUCGAUCUGCUCAGACCACCAACUGCACCUCACAAAACAGAUCACUCCAAGCAGGACGACCAGUACAACCGCAAGCAUGGAAGUAAAGAAAUCAGGUACAAUUCUAAGGACCUGGUUUGGGCCAAGGUCUUCAAGAACAACAGUUGGAGCUGGGAAGCUGGUCAAAUUCUCGAACGCAUUGGGAACGUGAUCUACAACGUUUGGUUGGAGCAUAAGAAGACGCUAAUUCGAUCGCACUGUAACCAACUCCGUAAGCGAUGUGAGUCGGAUGAAACUGAAACAGCUGAUGAGAGGCAGCCUACGCAAGUCCCACUUGACAUUCUACUAGAGUCAUGGGGCCUGGAUCGAAGUUCAACAGACGAAACUGAAUCGAUCUUCUAA